CAAUGGUGAUUGAUACCGUUCUGUCCAGUAUUUUAACGUCUUGUUUUGUGCUCCAAUACCGGUUUGGUACAACGUGAGGGUUGACUUUUUUGUUCUUUUAUGAGUAACUUUAAGAGUAUGCUAAUUACUGAUCGAUAUGAAAAUAUGUAUUUGACUUGCUCAUGUAUUUGAGGUCGCCGACUUUUGCCUUGUACAAUGCGCAUGUGCGGUUUCAUAGCAACAGUAAUAAACUUGCAGUACACCGGACACCAGAGCGUGAAUGUGAAGAUGUCAUCCCCACGGGAGCGCGAGGCAGCAGAAUACAUCAAAAAACACGAAAUUGUUGACCUAAUGGAUAAUUUAACUAGUAUGCUCUUCUUCUACAGACCAGAUCGUCCUAGGAAAUUUCUGAUUGACCAGCUUGAAAAGCUUAAAAUUUCCAAAGAUCAUCAAGGAAACACCCCGUGUCUUUUAAACGUAUCCAACCUAGACGCGCUGUUCGGAAUCCUGGAUCCUUCCAAUCAAGGCUGCAUCACUUAUGGUCAAUACAAAGAAGUACUAAAGACAAUUGGCAUUAAGAAUUUCAGCGCGUUCCCUGAUGGAGCCAGUGAAAACAAGAUAUCUCAGGAAACAUUCAUAAGAGAGGUGAUCUCUCUAAUUCUCUGUUUAGGACAAACAGCUUGUAAGAUGUGCAAGAACAUUCAAGCAGUAGAAGAACUCAACAACUAUUAAAAAAAGUUUUUCAAGUGUUAAAAGUGUUCUUUAAAGGAUUUUGUAUUGAUUCAUAUGAGAAGAGUAUAUUCAUAAAGAUGUAUUUAUGUUCGAUUAUUUUUACUAUUAACAAAUAAAUCAUGACAAAUAUUGCAAUGCUGCUUACACAUGCACAUGCAUUAUAUUGUAUAUUCCAUAACACUAUACCCAAGCAUUGCAGGAAACAAUCUGUAUUUUUACAUUUUGAAAAUACUGAUUGUGUGUUUUAUAGAAAAUUUUCCUUAUAGGGACCAUAAAAUAGUCCCCACACAUACUUGUACGGACAUUAAUAAGGAACACAAUGUGGAUGCAUUCACAAAUUCUGUGUUUGAAGGCAUACACAUAAAGAAAUAAACACACAAACACAUCAAUUUUUCUAGCAACUAAAGCUCGAUGUAAAUUUUACUUCGUGCCUAAUUUUUUAAACAUUAUAACAUUGUAGUGUUUUAGGUUAUAGGUGGUGUGUGGACACAGAAUAUUAAAACUCUCAACUCCCACCAAUCUGUAUAUUGGCGAGGGGGACAAUUGCAAACUUUGUCAUCAUGAACUAUUCUUAUGUUUGUUCAUACAAUAAAGUCAGAAGCCAUUGAAAUGUUAUGUAUGGACAAAAAUAAACACUUGAGAUCUUUUCUAAACAUCUUGUUUUGUUUUCCACAGAAAGUAAAUAGUACAAUUUAAUUGUCUGUAAUUAUAGCAUUGAGACAGAGAAGAUUAUUGUCAAAUAAUUUAUCCACAACGUGAAAAAUCUUGAUUCUUUACACUAUUUGUGUCUAUAUUUAAAAAAAGCUUGUUUGUUAUAGACUGAUAUCCCUGUCAAAUUACUACAACUGCAGUGAAUAUUAAUGAUUUGCUAAAAUAUUUUACCUACUUUUACACCAUUAAAAAAAAUAUGUGAGUUGUGACCAUUAAAUAUCUAAUAAGCACA
This is a messenger RNA of Danio rerio (zebrafish), 1654 nucleotides long. The record is from RefSeq and is a predicted model, not a curated record. Lineage: Eukaryota; Metazoa; Chordata; Actinopteri; Cypriniformes; Danionidae.